CGCGGAUAAACAUUAUAAACAUAAACAACAAAGACGGCGGCGGCGGAUCCAAGUUGCCGCAUUUUUGGUCCUCGACCGCAGGAUUCGUUUCGGCAUCUGCUGAAGACUCACCUUCAAAGGUGAACAUGGAGGUGGACGACGCUCCCGUUGAGGUGGCGCCGAUAGAGUUGGUGGAGGCGUCGAUGGACCCUGCCGAGGUCGCCGCCGCCGACUUGAUCGCGUUGCCCGCCGACGAAAAUGUGCUUGAGCCGCUGGAUCUGCAGGACUUGGACUCGCCGGACAUGCCUGAGAACAAGGAUGAAGACCCUGACUACGAGCCGGAAGUUAUUCCCAUCGAUGGGGUUGAUGAGGAAGCCGAGCUGAGCUUGGCCGAAAGGUUGCGGAACCGCAAGCGGCGCCGCGGAAGGCCUCGCAAGGACGACGUUUUGGCUCGAAACAAGAGCGACUUCGUCCGGCAGAAGUUGCCUGAGCCCACCAGGCUGAGGAGUGGAUUUUACGAAAGCAUCGACACGAUGGCAAACAAGACAACUCGUUCGACCAGCAAGAACUCCAACAUUACCCAGUUCUCCUCACUCUAUUUGGAAUGUGACGCUGAAGAUCUGAGUGAGGCGCAGCUGCAAGCUCAGAUGGAUCACAAAAAGGAGUUCAAGCUGGCCCAUGACAAGAUCAACGAAAUGAUAAAAAAUCAAACGAUUUUAUUUCACGGAAAGCAUACCAUGGUGUUGCAAUCGUCAACACCAACUGUACCUCUCAGAGGACCUCCUGGAAAACUCCCCCUGCCCAAAACUACUCAGGCCACCAUCAAAGUGACGCCAUCGAUCAUCAGUGCCCAGCCGAACAUUCUGCGCACACAAAAUAGGCAAAAUAUUCUUUUGUCCACGCCUUCCCAAACCAACAACGUCACCUACUUGCUGCCAGGAGGAAAAACUGGAAACACGGUUUUGAGGACCCUCCCCCCUGGAGCAACAGUUCGCCUUGCCCCAUCUGUCACCAAUGCCAAAAUUGUCACCACUCCUGCUACACCGGUUCAGACCACCGCUCCUAUUCCGAAUGUUGGCAAUAUUCCACUUGGACAGAUCCCGGUUCCAGUUGCUGCGCCAACCACUUCUGCUGCCCCAACAGCUACUUCGGACGCUGUUGUUGAUCUCACUGAAGAAGACUCUGUUGACUCUCGUGAAAUCUCGUUCAACAAGCUCUCAGGAAAAACAUUCCCGUCCUUGGUCGUCACUGCAAGACCAAGUCUCAAAACUAAAGACAUGACCCCAUCUGCCAUCACUCGAGAGAGGGCUACUCUAGACUCGAAAGUGAAAACGGUCCUCGUACAUUCUCCGACCAAGUUCACCGAGUGGCUGAUCCAGCAAGGUCUUGUCAGGAGUGAGCAAGUGUGCAGCACACACAGAGACCAGUACAACAACCCCUACAAGCUGAAGCUCGGAAUGUACUCUGACAACACCAAGUUCCCUUUCUCUGGAGGAUAUGUUUGGAUAAGCGAAUGUUGCCCGCAGAAGUUUGUCUCUGUUUUCAGUGGGUCAUUGUUUGAGAGCUCUCCUCAUCCACCCACAGUGCUACUAAAGCUCGUCUACCAUUGGUGUUGUCAAACUUCGGUGAACAACGUCGUCCAGUGGGUCAAGGUUGACAAUUUCUACGUGAAAAACUUCUACACCCUGCUCCGAUCAGUCUGCACAGCUGCCGUGCACACGAAGAUGGGUUACAUCGGAGGACUGAAUAAAUACGUUGAAGUUGGAGUGAUAAGUCUGGGCACCACGUCCCAGGAUGGCCACCAACGCCAAGUCAAAGUUGAAGUUCUCGGAGUCAUGGACUUUGAAUCAAAGAAGGUUCGCUUGAUGGCUGUCGAGCCAAUGGCCGAGUCAGACCGAAACCUCCGCAAGCGCUUCAGCAAAAUCCUGGAGCCUCUCACCAACUGGGUGCACCCUGCGUCCACCAUCCUGACUGAUUUCAGCAUUGACAAGUCCACCUUGCAGGCCUUGGGAUUCAACAACGUUUACCAGAACAAUGCAACUGAUCAUGGCGUAAUGCUCGGAGGAAGAUGGCGCAACAAUGCUAACAUCAUGGACUACUUGCGAAAAGUGGUGCCAAGGAUGUUCCUGAACACACUUUCCUUGCUGAAUCGAGCCCUCAUCCAGCAGUUCUUGGACGAGUUGACCUGGCGAGAGAGAUGGGGCUUUUCACCUCCACUCACCUUUGACAACAUCAUCUCCCACCUUGCAGAGCAAACUAAGGUGGACUAUGGAGAGCAGAUGGUUAAUCGCCUGAGCAAGAUAGCUGUCAACCCCUUCAAGUCUUGGAAUUACAAUGAACAAAAUAAAGUCUUGGUGAACACACCUGCAACUCUGGCUGCUCCUACAACCAGCGCACCUCCAGAGUUUGAUGUCACCCCCACAUCUCUCUGCGAAGUGCAAUAUGCCCCUGGCCCAGCUCAUUCCAAGCGGCCACGAGCACAGAAAACGCCACAGCCCAUCAUGAAUGAAAAUCAGUCAAAGAAUCAAAGUUCUUCAUCUGCUGCGGCCAUAAAGAGGGUCAAGUUGAACACUUCAGCACAAACCUACUUGGAUGCUUUCUACUAUGCAGAAAUGAAAGGCCAACCAGCUCUUGUUCUGACUGAUCAGGACCAAACUUUCAAUGUCAAGUGCAUCAUAUGUUCUUGCAACUUCUACAACAAUCUUGCCCUGAUGAAACACUUGAUCUCUCACGUUGUCUAUGAGACAAAUGACGCAACCAAGGCAGAUAAAAACAAAUUCUGUCCGUACUGCUUGAAAAAGCUGACAACAAGCGCUCACUUAAACACGCACAAGAAAGACUGUCACAUGCUGAACACGGCGACGACAAGCUGCAGCAUUUGCCAGAAGAAAUUUCCUCUUCGGUCGCAACUGAUUCAGCACAUGCACCAAAUGCAUGUUGCCUCUGAAAUUCCCUACUGCUGCCACGUUUGCAACUUCAGAUCCUCCGUGCAUCAGAGGGUUGUUGAUCACUUCCAUGAGACACACACCGGAGGCUGCUCCCUGCAGUGCCCUUUGUGUCUGAAGGUCUUCUAUGCCACUGGGCCCAAGAGCCGCAGCUCGGCCAACAAUCUGAUGGCUUUCUAUCAGCACUUGGUGGGCCACCGUCGGCAAAGCAACAGGCGCAAGUGCGAACGUUGCGUCCUCAUCUUCCAGCAACAGAAGCAUGUCUUUGACCACGAGGAUCAGUAUCAUCGCUCCAUGCGCAACAUGGCUCGUGUUGUGCCAGUCGUUUCAACUGAGAGCAACCCCACCAUAAUAAUUCCAACCCCAACUGGGCCACCUCCAAUUUCGCAGGCCGAAAAGGCUGGCGAAAGUUCCCGCUCUUUGCAGCCAAAGAGUUCAAGUAGCACUUCCUUUACUAAAAAGCAACAGCACCCCCAACUCUACGUUGGAGUAGACGAGUUCUACAAGUGCAUUGAGUGCAAGCAGCCUCUCAAUCAGCGCAACCAUCUCAACAAUUUCAUGAACUGCCUGCUAUGCCGAUUCUCAACGUGUUGCUCAAAUGCCAUGGACAAACAUACCAAAAUCUAUCACUCAAACAAAAAGAAAAGUUUGGUUCCGUACAAAAGGGACACCAUUCUGCCUGCCCCCAUGUACUGCAUUUGCGGCUUCAAGAGCAGCAAGGGCAAUGAACUUGCCAACCAUCUGGAAGAGUGUGAAAAGAAGUCGGCAUACCCCAAACCAAGUAUUCAAGCACAAUCGGCCUCAUUUCCACCCUUGGUCAACCUCGACGAAGGUGUCAGCGAAGAGGAUCAAAAUGACAAGUGGAUGAAGGCAUAUGUGCACAAGGGCAAUGAUGAUGAUCGAGAAAAGCAAGAGAAACCAGACGACGGCAGCAUUAUGGGCUUUCUUGGUUUAGUUAGAAAAUCUUCAACAGAGGAUGACAUUGCCAAGAAGCCUGAGACGGAGAAGGAUGAAGAGAUUAAGACACCGGAGGAUGAGGCGUCAAUGAUUCCUGAAGAUGGGAAGAAAAAAGAAGACGAGAAAGAGCCUGAAGAAAAUCUUGAUCAGGAUGACAUUGCUAUGCCUUUGGAACUCCCUCUCGAAACUGAGAUGAAGGAGUCCAAUGAAGUGAUGGAAUUAGGAGAUUAAUUAUUUAAUACACCUGAUGUAAAUUUACUUGUAUCUUUUAUAAAAUCAGGCAAUGUGAAUUUAUGCAAAAUUUAUGUAAAUAAUGCAAAAAUAGAAAAUUUUCUUUGUUCCACAAACA
Neocloeon triangulifer is the source of this 4230-nucleotide messenger RNA. RefSeq lists its product as uncharacterized. The transcript has 13 exons. NCBI's taxonomy places the organism in Eukaryota, Metazoa, Arthropoda, Insecta, Ephemeroptera, Baetidae. Gene Ontology annotation, biological process: regulation of transcription by RNA polymerase II. Bases 126 to 4112 code for a protein of 1328 amino acids. Gene Ontology annotation, cellular component: nucleus. The record is from RefSeq and is a predicted model, not a curated record. Gene Ontology annotation, molecular function: sequence-specific DNA binding; DNA-binding transcription factor activity, RNA polymerase II-specific.